AUGCCUCUAAAUAUACCAGCCUUAGUAUCUCUGAGUGUAUUUUUAACAUUAACUUUAGCUACUGGAAUUUGGGCAACUUGGAAAAGCAGAAAGGAUCAGCAGAACAGGAACCCAACAGAGAUGGCCAUGGUUGGAGGCAGAAAUAUAAAUGUUUUCAUUGGAUUGUUUACUGCAACAGCCACCUGGGUUGGAGGAGCAUACAUCAACAGCACAGCUGAAAUCGUCUACCUGCCUUCAAAAGGAUUACUGUGGGUCCAGGCACCUGUGGGAUUUGCCUUGUCCCUUGUUAUUGGUGGUUUCUUCUUUGUAAAUCCAAUGAGAGCAAAGAAUUAUAUGACUGUGAUGGACCCCCUUCAAGAAACUUAUGGGAAUAUGAUGGGAACCUUACUCUUCAUUCCACCACUGCUAGGAGAGGUGUUCUGGUUUGCAGCUAUCCUGGCAUCCCUGGGAGCAACAAUGAGGGUCAUCUUGGACAUUGGAGGCUCUUUGGCUAUCACCAUCUCGGCAUGCACUGUCAUACUUUACACUCUGCUGGGAGGCCUCUACUCUGUUGCUUACACCGAUGUCAUCCAGAUGGUUUUCAUUACCCUCAGCCUGUGGAUCUGUAUCCCCUUUGCCCUGGUGAAUUCUGCAACGGAAAGUAUUUAUUACACCGCAACCCAUCAAUCUUACCAAGACCCUUGGAUUGGGAAGAUAGAAACACAGUAUCUUGGAAGGUGGCUGGAUGACUUCUUCUACUUGGUGCUUGGGAGCAUCCCGUGGCAGACUUACUUCCAAAGGGUGCUCUCUGCUGCCUCGACAGGACAGGCAAGGCUCAUCUCCUACCUCUCUGGACUCGGGUGCUUUGCAAUGGCCAUCCCCUCGGUGCUCAUUGGGGCAGUUGCAGCAUCAACAGACUGGAAUCAGACAAGCUACGGUCUUCCAAGUCCAUUUGAGAGAGGGGAGUCAGCAAUGAUACUACCACUUGUUUUACAACAGCUCUGCCCAGCAUAUAUCUCCAUUACUGGUCUGGGAGCCAUCGCUGCUGCUGCAAUGUCUUCUGCAGAUUCAGCUCUUCUCUCCACUGGCUCCAUGUUUGCUCACAACAUCUACAGGAAAAUCCUGAGGAAAAAGGCUUCAGAGACAGAGGUGCUGUGGGCCAUGAGGACCUCCAUGUUGGUGUUUGGGGCUGGGGCUGCUGGUCUGGCUUUUUACUCCAGCUCUGUCUAUGACCUCUGGUUCCUCAGUGGGGAGCUGGUGUACGCCCUUCUCUUCCCCCAGCUCUGCUGUGCCCUUUUUGCUCCCAGCACAAACACUUAUGGAUCAGCUGCUGGCUUCCUGGUUGGACUCCUGCUGAGGCUACUGGCAGGGGAGCCUGCCCUGAGCAUCCCCCUCGUCAUCCGCUACCCAGCCUGCUCCCUGGUGAACGGGACCUACAGCCAACUCUUCCCCUUUAAAACAUUCACCAUGCUUCUCACUUUGGGCACAAUCCUUGCUGUUUCACACCUGGCCAAGGCUUUGUUUCAGAGAAAUCUCCUCCCUCGCAGCUGGGAUGUUUGCAAUGUCAUGGGGGGAACUGCCAUUCUCAUCCCCUUGCAGCAGGUGGAGAAACAGGAGCGUUUGCCAGCCACUGCCCUAGAAGAGAAUCACAAUUAA
Hirundo rustica (Barn swallow) is the source of this 1635-nucleotide messenger RNA. RefSeq names its product high affinity choline transporter 1-like. The transcript is spliced from 8 exons. Lineage: Eukaryota; Metazoa; Chordata; Aves; Passeriformes; Hirundinidae. The record is from RefSeq and is a predicted model, not a curated record. Gene Ontology annotation, molecular function: choline:sodium symporter activity. Gene Ontology annotation, biological process: choline transport; transmembrane transport; acetylcholine biosynthetic process. Gene Ontology annotation, cellular component: plasma membrane. Bases 1 to 1635 code for a protein of 544 amino acids.